AUGUCAGUAGAAAUAGUUAAAAGCUCAUACGGUAAAGCUAACGUCAAGUUUCUCAAGGUUAGAAAAGAUGCAAACAACCCCAAAGUUCAAGAAAUUCUUGAAGCCAAUGUGAAAGUUUUGUUGAGGGGUAAAUUUGAUACUUCAUACACUGAAGCAGACAAUUCAUCAAUUGUUCCAACCGAUACAGUCAAAAACACCAUUUUGGUUGAGGCAAAGACUCACAACGUUUGGCCAAUUGAAUCAUUUGCUGCUCAUUUAGCCAAACAUUUUACUUCAAAGUAUGAGCAAGUGGAAGGUAUCGAAGUUAGCAUAGUGCAGGCAUUAUGGAAGAAAAUACAACUUGAAGGUAAAGAACACGAUCACUCAUUUAAGCACGAAGGACCAGAAACUCGUCAAACGUAUUUGAACUAUGAGAAGGCUAGCAAAAAAUUACAGUUAUCUUCAUCAAUUAAGGAUUUGAAAGUCUUGAAAUCAACCGGUUCAAUGUUUUAUGGUUACAAUGUAUGUGACUACACUACUUUGAAACCAACCAAAGACAGAAUCUUAUCUACAGAUGUCGAGGCUACAUGGACAUUUGACUCAAACAAGAUUGGAACUUUGGAUGACAUUAUCAAGAGCGGUUCGAUCUUUGAUAACGCAUAUAACCAAGCUAAGGACGUCACUUUGGAAUUGUUUUGCAAAGAGAACUCGCCAUCUGUGCAAGCCACCAUGUACAACAUGUCACAAAAGAUUUUGGACAACGUUAGCGAGAUUGCAACAGUGAGAUACGUAUUACCAAAUAUCCACUACAUCUUGUUCAACUUUGAGUGGAAGGGAAUCAAAAACAAUGAUGACUUAUUCUACCCAUCCUCUGAUCCAAACGGUUUGAUCACAUGUACCGUCGGUAGAAAAGGUGAUAAAGCUAAAUUAUAG
Molecule: messenger RNA, 912 nt
Organism: Lodderomyces elongisporus
Lineage: Eukaryota; Fungi; Ascomycota; Pichiomycetes; Serinales; Debaryomycetaceae
Exons: 1
Coding region: 1-912 (303 amino acids)
Biological process (GO): purine nucleobase catabolic process; urate catabolic process
Cellular component (GO): peroxisome
Molecular function (GO): urate oxidase activity
Source: RefSeq, a predicted model, not a curated record